Messenger RNA from Chelmon rostratus (copperband butterflyfish), 2300 nucleotides. It is a transcript of the gene gda, whose product is annotated as guanine deaminase. Gene Ontology annotation, molecular function: zinc ion binding; guanine deaminase activity. Lineage: Eukaryota; Metazoa; Chordata; Actinopteri; Chaetodontiformes; Chaetodontidae. Gene Ontology annotation, biological process: guanine catabolic process. The transcript has 12 exons. Gene Ontology annotation, cellular component: cytosol. The record is from RefSeq and is a predicted model, not a curated record. Bases 11 to 1147 code for a protein of 378 amino acids.
UGAGUUCUUCAUGCCGGGAAUGGUGGACACCCACAUCCAUGCAUCCCAGUACAGCUACGCGGGCACAGCCCUGGACAUGCCCUUACUGCAGUGGCUCAGUACUUACACCUUUCCUGUGGAGGCAUGUUUCAAGGACUUAGAGUUCGCCCACAGGGUCUACACUCAAGUAGUGAAAAGGACCCUGAGAAACGGAACAACCACUGCAUGUUACUUUGCUACCAUACAUACAGAUGCCUCUCUCCUGCUGGGAAAGAUUGCAAAUGGCUUUGGGCAGCGUGCAUUGGUGGGCAAGGUGUGCAUGGACAGAAACAAUUCUGCGAGAGAUUACAGUGAGACCAAUCAGGAAUCCCAAGAGGAGACUUGCCGGUUCAUUGCAGAGCUCUUGAGCAAAAAGUACCCUCUCGUGAAGCCGGUGGUGACCCCCCGCUUCGCUCCAACCUGCACAGGAGCCUUGCUAGGACAGCUGGGAGCAAUUGCUAAGAAUAACAACCUGCACAUUCAGAGUCAUAUCAGUGAAAACAUCGAGGAAAUGAAGCUUGUAAAGAAGCUGUUCCCUGAAUCCGAGUCUUACACAGACGUCUAUUACAAACACAACCUGCUUACUGACAAGACGGUGAUGGCCCACGGCUGCUACCUCAGUGAUGAAGAGUUGGCUCUGUUCAGAGAGACAGGAGCAUCUUUGUCUCACUGUCCCAAUUCAAACAUAUCGUUGUGCAGUGGAUUGUUGAACGUCCGCAACGUCCUCAAUCACAAAGUGAAGCUGGGCCUGGGAACAGACGUGGCGGGCGGCUACUCGGCCUCGAUGCUGGAUGCUGUGAGGAGAGCUCUGGACUCGUCCAAGGUCUUGACCAUCCAGGACCCUGAACACGACACGCUCACUUUUGAGGAGGUGUUCAGACUGGCCACGCUGGGAGGCAGCCAAGCCUUGUCCCUGGAUGACCAAACAGGGAACUUUGAAGUGGGAAAAGACUUUGAUGCCCUGCGGGUGAAUGUUGCAGCUCCCGGUGGACCCAUUGACCUGAUCCAGGAUGAAAAACCAAAGGCUCUUUUGGAAAAGUUCUUGAAUUUGGGUGAUGAUCGUAACAUAGUAGAGGUGUUUGUUGCUGGGAGGAAGGUGGUACCAUUCACAGAGCCAACACCAGAGUAAACGCCUCAGUCCUCCACACACCUUCACUCGUCUCGUGGCCCGAAGCCCUCUGGGAAAGUCAGCUUGAAGAAGGUUCCUCUCCAGGCAUCGAUCAAACACCUAAAAACUCAUCUCAUUUCAUUUAGAAGCUUCAUUCCAUGGAAAAAAACUCCCUUCAUGUCUUAUACUGGCUUAUACUUGACCCUACAUCCCUGUUUGUGAGACUGUCAUUGUCCACUGCAGUUCCGAGGUGGAAAUGCUCAUACUCUGCGCUGACUUGAUUUUAGUUGGAGGGGGUCUUUAGCUACUCAAACUGAUGUAUAUCUGGGAGAAAAAAUAUGUGCGUCACAACACUGAUCAGCUGGAAACGCCCUGUUGUUGCACAGUCUUUGAUGCUAAAACAAACUACAUGGAAGUGAAUUAUCACCAGAAACAUUUCAUUGUGAAAUCCAAUGGAUGUAACAGAUGACGUGCUAUUAAUGAUGUUCAGUGAGGGCCAUGCAUGACUGAUCAGAUGAAUCAAUCUGUUCCGUAAGUCUUAAGAGGUGAUUACUGGGCUUCAGAACAGGAAAUAAGGAGCAUAUCAAAUGCUGUGAACAAUGUAGUUCUGUGUACUAAAACAUAUUCAUGCAUCAGCGUGAGCAGGAGAUAAUGACAUGUUAAUACAGGACUUUGUGUUGGUGACGUGGAGCUGCUGGGUGCUCAGUGGAGGUGAACUGAGUGCAGCUUGAUGAUCUCAUUUUCAUGCCGCUGUAGCAAGUAAAUGCUUAACGAUCAGACGACUGGACUGAACACUCCACUCAGGUGUUUUUAAAUGACAGAGGAUGAUUAUAUUAUAGUUAUAAUGUCCUCUUGACUUCGACUCAUUCAGUUUUUUUGCACAGUCUCAUGGAACAAAACUAGAAAAUUACCAUUCCAGUUACAGGACUGUUCUCUGUAUAAACCCAAAUUAGAUUUUGACAUUGUUUCUUAAUGUUUCACUGUGCUGGCACAAAUUCCACAUCCUGAUUUGAGUGGAAAGAGAAAGUGUUCUUAACCUCAGGUCUUAUUGUCACAAUCAGUUACCUCACAUGGUUUUACUGCUGAGAUUGUUGGUUUUAAGAUUGGCCCUAUAUGUAGUAUAUAUUUCUAUUAGCAUUACAAACUGACUUAUGAAUGUUAGGACAUUGCUGAA